This is a messenger RNA of Papaver somniferum (opium poppy), 1121 nucleotides long. RefSeq lists its product as uncharacterized. Lineage: Eukaryota; Viridiplantae; Streptophyta; Magnoliopsida; Ranunculales; Papaveraceae. The record is from RefSeq and is a predicted model, not a curated record. The transcript has 3 exons. The coding region runs from base 302 to 898 and encodes 198 amino acids.
ACGAAAACCAAAAACAAGUAGGUUUUCUAUCAGGCAAAUCUUCUUCUCCAUGUUUAAUCUUUUCUUCUUCUUCUUCUUCCUGUUUAAUCUUCUCGAUGAAUUUGUUGGUUGAUUUAAUCUUUUCUUCUUCUUCCUGUUUAAAUCUUCUAGCCGAAAAACCUGAAGAACAAACCUAGAAAGAUAUAGUAGUUUCUCGAUCUGUUUGCUGAGAAGAAAGAAGAGGAAACGAAGAAAGGCCAGUUUUCUCUCUUCUCCUUUUCCUCUCUGGUUUUAGCAGAUUCAUAUUCAGGCGAUAAUAAAAAUGCCGAGAAGAAAAAGAAAUCAAACUGAAGAGGAUCCUACAAUAACAGUUCAGGAUUUGGUGAAAGAAAUAAAACCAAUAGGACUGUCUAAGAGAGCUGAAAGGUAUCUUAGGGAAGCGCCUUACGAUGUUAUUGUCAUGAUGUAUUACGAUGAAUAUGAUGUUGCUAAUCCAAAGAACAUGAAACAAAUAACUACUAACAAACAUGGGGUUGUGAAGCUUUUAAACUACUUUGAUAGAGAUUGCGAAGUACCGUGUUCAUUUAAAUUUGGAGAAAACUUUAUAGAGUCUACACUGGCAAAGUUUGAUGCUAUAACUGGAAUGAAAAUGACUGGAAGCAGAAAAGGUCAGAAGUUGAUAAAAUGGUUUGAUUUAAAUGAAAUGGAUGACAACGUAUUAUACAACAAGUACUUUUCUGAUAUCAAACAAACAUCACAUUCAACGGCAGUGAGCAAGAAGAAGAUUAUGGAGAUAAUAAUACAAGUUAUGAAUAAGAAAAAGAGAAGAACACCACUUGAUGAUGAUCAUGUAAUUUGUUUGAUAGGGUUUUAUUUGUGCUGUGUGCUCUUUUUAGCGACAAAAAUGCUAGCGCAGUGAAUGUUGAAUAUCUUGCAAUUGUCGAAACUUAUGAAACUGUUCUCAAGGUUUCCUGACCAAAUGUGGUCCACGAGCAUUUGUUUGAUAAAAUACUAAAAAAUGCAGACUGUCCUUCAAAAGUAAAGGCUUGUGUGCCAUACCUACUGGUAAAGAUAAUAUUUUUACUUGAUUGUACUUCAAGUAAUUUCACUGCUGAGUUGUAAGUAUUUUUUGUUGACGAUUU